AUGUCAAGUCGACCAUCCAAGACACACUACGCUAGUUCCUCAUCAACAGACAGCAGUUCACCUUCAUCCUCCGAGACCGAUCUCCCCAUUCGAAACAGUAUGGACGUCCAACCCGUUGCUUCGGUUGAGGUCAUGCGCUGCCUGCGCUGUCAUCGCCAUGUCGAGGCCACCUCCACCGAUGACCCAGCGUCGACGGGCAUGAUCCGAGUAGGAUUUAAUCUUUACUACUGCCAGAAGUGCAAGGGUCGAACACAAAAUAUCGACAAUCGACAGCCGACAGUCAACAACCGACAGCUACUCGAUAUCUGGGCUAUAUCUUUUUACAAAAGAAACAUGGAUCCGAACCCAUACAUCCUCAGACUUUGGCGACACGGAAGUCAACAACCACAGCUGGCAACUUCGGGAAACCCUAUCUGCGCGACCUUUCCUUGUGCGCGCGCGCGCGCUAUAGAACGAACAGCUCAAACCCAAAUACCAUUACUAUAUGGAAGGUCUCAGUUCUAA
Hypoxylon fragiforme is the source of this 504-nucleotide messenger RNA. RefSeq lists its product as uncharacterized. The transcript is spliced from 2 exons. The record is from RefSeq and is a predicted model, not a curated record. NCBI's taxonomy places the organism in Eukaryota, Fungi, Ascomycota, Sordariomycetes, Xylariales, Hypoxylaceae. The coding region runs from base 1 to 504 and encodes 167 amino acids.